UCUUUUUUUAUGCAGCCAGCAACUGCUAUAUUUUCAACAAUUUAAAAAUAUUUCAACCAUUUAAAUUACUGUAGAAAAAAAUAAUGCCAAAAGUACGUCGCAGUCGUAAGCCGCCCCCGGAUGGCUGGGAAUUGAUUGAGCCAACGCUGGAAGAACUGGAACAGAAAAUGCGGGAAGCCGAAACUGAGCCGCACGAAGGAAAGCGCAUAACAGAGUCCCUGUGGCCAAUUUUCAAGAUACACCACCAAAAGACGCGCUACAUCUACGAUCUGUUCUAUCGCCGCAAGGCCAUCAGUCGUGAACUCUACGACUACUGCCUCAAGGAGAAAAUCGCCGAUGGGAACCUGAUAGCUAAAUGGAAGAAGUCUGGCUAUGAGAACCUGUGCUGUUUGCGUUGCAUACAAACUCGUGACACGAAUUUCGGUACCAACUGCAUCUGCCGUGUGCCCAAAUCUAAGCUAGAGGAGGGACGCAUUGUGGAGUGCGUUCAUUGCGGUUGUCGUGGUUGUUCAGGCUAAUCCCGAUGAGUAGGAUGCUACUAAGGCAACUAUAGGCGCAAAUGUAGUUUUAGAUACGACUAAGCAGAUAACAAAUCAAUAAAAUUCCUCCUUUUUUUUGUGGACUUGUA
Molecule: messenger RNA, 628 nt
Organism: Scaptodrosophila lebanonensis
Lineage: Eukaryota; Metazoa; Arthropoda; Insecta; Diptera; Drosophilidae
Gene: l(1)10Bb
Product: protein BUD31 homolog
Exons: 2
Coding region: 84-518 (144 amino acids)
Biological process (GO): mRNA splicing, via spliceosome
Cellular component (GO): spliceosomal complex; nucleus
Source: RefSeq, a predicted model, not a curated record